Nylanderia fulva is the source of this 2710-nucleotide messenger RNA. Its product is annotated as TBC domain-containing protein kinase-like protein. Gene Ontology annotation, molecular function: ATP binding; small GTPase binding; GTPase activator activity. The record is from RefSeq and is a predicted model, not a curated record. NCBI's taxonomy places the organism in Eukaryota, Metazoa, Arthropoda, Insecta, Hymenoptera, Formicidae. Gene Ontology annotation, biological process: protein phosphorylation; regulation of GTPase activity.
UAUAUAUGUAUAUUAUUUCGUCGAGUGACAGCUGUAAACGAUGAGCAGAGGAGGCGGAUCUUCCACCUAUGUCAUAAAGGAUGUAUGAAAUUCUCUUUGCAUUAAUUAUGAGUGACAAAACAACGGAGCUAGAACAGUGGAAUUGGCACAAAUAAUUGAGAAUUUUAUGUAUAAUUAUACAAACAUGUGCCCUGCACUUUUGGAAAAUGAAGAGCGAUGCUUGGGAGGCAUGACUUUCUUUGCACAAAGUCACCCAGUAGAAGUUUGCGGCAGCAAUGGUCUACCACUCACACCAAAUUCCAUAACUAUUUAUGGGAAGUCACAAUUUCUGAAGACCAUUUAUCAUCCUCAUCUCUCACCCUAUCUGGAUAUAAUUAGAAGCAAGCAUGAAAGAGUACUGGUUGUCUCAGAGUACAGCGGAGACCCAUUAAGCACCAAACAUGAUCUACGUACAGAAGAAAUUAUCAAGAUAGCCUUUCAAUGUCUCUUGGCACUAAAACACAUGAAUGAAUUAGAUCUGGUACAUAGACAUUUAAGUCCGGAUAAUAUUCUGAUUAAGGGAAAUAAUGAUGUCCAGCUAUAUAAUUAUGGAUUAUAUUAUAUGACAGAUGGUGGAAAGAAUGUCUCCUUUCCAAUUGGAUCUCCAAAAUAUACAGCACCAGAAGUAUUCCUAAAUCCUAGUCUAAGUGGUGCUAAGGUAGAUUCAUGGUCACUAGGAAUGAUUAUAGCGGAACAGUUGUUGGGACAAUCCAUUUGGUCUGGUGUGAAAUUAUCUCAAUGUUUAAGAAAAGUUUUGAGUUUAAUAUUAUGUGAUACCAGCAUAUUCGAACGUCUUGCCAGGGAAAACAAUUGUUUCCACAUUUAUGAAAAGUUGUCAAAAGAGUUAAAGGAAUUUGUAGAUUCGUGUUUACAAAUUCAUCCUAUUAAACGUAAAACUCCAGCAGAAUUGUUAGAAUUACCUAUAUUUGUAGAUUAUUUAAUGAAAAAUGCACAGGAAAAAGAAGAAAAUCUUUAUAAAAAUGUUAUUAUUAGAAAAAUGGACGAGUUGUAUUAUUUGUGGCAGUUGGCUGGUGGAGAUAUUACUAUGGAAUUAAAAAAACAAGGUCUCAUUAGAUCAAGACCACCUAUUUUAUCUAUUCCAAACUUAGUCAUAUUACUAGGCCAAAUGUUUGGCCAAAGGGAUACCGCCAGCCUACUCGAUACAAGGAUCGUGAAGGUUCCUAUGGAGACUCUUCGCCAGCGUUUAGCUCAUAUUCCGUAUAUAGCAAAUUAUCCUUGGUUGACAAAUCAAAUGCGAGUUCAGGCACAGGAAGACUUGACGAAUGCUGCAUCUCAGUUGCCAUUAAUUAUAAGAGAACGCGACACGGAAUACCAGUUUUACAGGAUGGUCUUAUUUGAUAGACUCUUGCAGGCGUAUCCACUUACUCAGGAGGCAAUUAUCGAGGAGGCACACAAGGAUAUACCACCUCCAGUAAGAGGUGCGGUAUGGGCGGCUUUGCUCGGUAUCACCGGUAACAUAAAGAAGCGUUACGAUAUGAUCGACAAGGAGACACCCACUCACACUGAUCGGCAGAUAGAGGUGGACAUACCAAGAUGUCAUCAGUAUAGCGAAUUACUGUCGUCUGGUGCUGGACACGAACGAUUACAGAGAUUAUUAAAGGCAUGGGUCAGAAAUAAUGCGCAUUAUGUUUAUUGGCAAGGACUCGAUUCGCUGACUGCGCCUUUUCUUUAUUUAAAUUUUAAUAACGAAGCCCGAGCAUUCGCGUGUCUUUCUGCCUUUAUACCGAAAUAUCUUCAUAAAUUCUUUUUAAAAGACAACUCGGCAGUGAUACAGGAAUAUUUAGGCAAGUUUUCGCAAAUUAUUGCAUUCCACGAUCCCCAGUUGGCGAAUCAUCUAAAAUCCAUAAAUUUUGUACCAGAACUCUUUGCGAUACCGUGGUUCCUAACAAUGUUUUCACAUGUAUUUCCACUGCAUAAAAUAUUACAUCUGUGGGAUAAACUAUUACUGGGCGACUCGUCAUUUCCUCUUUUGGUUGGACUUGCGAUAUUGAAGCAAUUGAGAGACUCCUUAUUAAUGUCAGGUUUUAAUGAAUGCAUUCUUCUGUUCUCUGAUCUGCCAGAGAUUGAUAUAGAACUGUGCGUUAAAGAUUCUAUGACGAUGUAUCAAAAUACACCCGCCAGCAUCACAUAUAGAAAACAUCAAUAUAAUACAGCAAAGGAUGCAAAUUGGAUCGAACCUGAAACGGGAACUGAAAAAAUGCCGAGGAUAAGUGUAGACGAUUUUCUAAAUCUCUACAACAAUUCGCCGAGUAAAAUUAUAGCAGUCGACGUACGUAGCAAUAUACAGUUUGAAAGAGGUGCUAUUCUGAGUAGCAUUAAUAUUCCAUUUACGAGUGUGCAGUUGUCUCAAACUCAAAUCGAGACACUUGGACCGCACGCAAAACCGUUGAUGGAUAAUAAAAAUAGCGUUGUUGUAAUUAUUGGACCGCACGAUCAAAAUAACGCGCUGUUUGCAGAUUUUUUAGUAAAGUGCAACGUCGUAGGAGUUUGCUCUCUGCAAGGCGGAAUUAAUGCAUUACGAUCCAAAUCUCCGAACAUCAUAGUACCUGCAGCACGUUAACUGAAUUACGUAAUUACAUUACUGUGUAUAAAAUACUCAGAUUUAUUUCUCAAUACAAUAUAAUUGAUAUUAUAUGCUCUAUAAAACAUA